Molecule: messenger RNA, 5917 nt
Organism: Drosophila grimshawi
Lineage: Eukaryota; Metazoa; Arthropoda; Insecta; Diptera; Drosophilidae
Gene: RhoGAP15B
Exons: 10
Coding region: 778-5697 (1639 amino acids)
Biological process (GO): positive regulation of GTPase activity; signal transduction
Molecular function (GO): GTPase activator activity; phosphatidylinositol-3,4,5-trisphosphate binding
Source: RefSeq, a predicted model, not a curated record
ACACAACGGAACAACAGCGCAUCUGUAAAUGUAAACGUGCACACAGAUACGGACACACACAUACAUACAUCAAAUGAGCAGCCAACAAGUUGUUUGGCAUUUUAUUUUGCUCUUGCCGCGAUAAGUUCGAUUCUGCUGCGACUGUGUCAAGUGCUGAACAUAGAUACGUGCGUGGUUAAUAUUGUUUUUCGUAGUAUCAUUAGUUGUUGUGGUUGUUGUUGCCGGUCAGUCAGCAAAAAGAGAUACAUUCCAUUUCCAUUCCGUUUGCAAUCGCGAUUCGCGAGUCGCGACUCAUUUGGCAGGCAAUCUGUGUGCGAGAUCGGCGACCUGCCAGUGACAGUGCUGUUAGUGUUGCUGUUAGUGCUGCUGCUUGUGAUAAAAGCAUGGAAAUGAAUCAUUCAACUCGGCGGCGCAUAUCAUAAAUGAAUAGUUUGUGUCCAGCAAAAACAAAAGCAAAAGCAAAAACUAAACGAAGCGAAACUAAACUGAACGAAACCGAAGCAGAAUGGGGAGGGGAACAGCUUAGAACGAUCAUAUAUAGAAAUAUGUAAAUCAUUAUGUGCAGCGUCAAUUGUCAAUUGAAAUCCCUCUUCUUCUUCCAGACGACAAAUGUGCCCAAAUAGUGCAAACAACAGUGCAUUUAAAUCUUCUUUAUUUUUUAUUGUGUCCGUGUUUGUGUGUGUGUAUGUUUUAAAUGUGGGCCAACGACACAAAUUUCGCAUAAUUGCAUAGAAAUUUGCAGCUAUCCGGCGACAAAAGCGAAAGGCGUCUUUAGUCAUGGACGGACAGGCGGGCGGCACACAGACGCGACCCGUGCCGGCGCCCCGUCGCCUCUACCCGGAGUUGCGGGCCUCCAACUACGAGAAUAUCGAGAUCAAUAACAACCACAACAACAACAACAACAACAAUAACAACAUCAGCAACAACAACAACACUAACAGAAAACAAAAUAUCGAAGCAAAGAAUCUGCAUGGCAGCUGCACGGAGAAAAAACUGCCGGCGAGUAGCCAUGGCAAGCUGAUACUGCAGGAACACAACGUGGAACAGCCCAUAUACGGCCCGGAUGCGAAUGAGAAUGUGUCCAGCCCCGAGCCAGUUUAUGCCAUGCCCAGGCCGGCGCCCAGGCAGCGAGCACGAGCCGAGCUGUUGCCGGAGGAGGAGUCGGAUCAGUUGGACAGUCAACAACCGCCUAGGGGUGCACUGCGUGCAGCGCCCCAGGUGCCACAGUUGCCACAGGCGUCCAAGCCACUGAAUAUUGAGCAGGAACGGCGACGACCCGACCGCUAUUCCAUCUCCAGUGAGUUCUCGACGACGAGCAUCGGCUGCGGCGGUGGCGUCAAUGGGCAGCCGGAGGACGAUUUCCGUUACACCUCAAAUGCAUCGCUCGACUACAGCGAGAGCUCGCAGAGCGGCAAAUACAAGUCGGCGUCACCCGGGUACGUAGACGAGGGCGAGCAAGUGGAUGAUGUUCGUCGGGAACGUGGGCAAGAUGAUCUUGAGUGUGAUUCCGAAAUGGAAAUGGAAACGGGGGCGGAACGCGCCGCCUUGUCCGAUCAGGCGGAGCUAUCCUCGACCUGUGACGACGAUGACAAAAACUUGCUGCGCUCGCUGGGCAACACCUCGAAGCUACUUGGCGAAUCGAUUGGCGAGCGGGUCGCGUUGAAGGCCAAAGGCGCCAAGAAGCGUCUGGAUAAGAAUCUGAAGAGCUCCACGGAGGCAAUUAGCAGUCUGAGCGCAGACGCCAGCAGCCGGCUAAGGAACGCCGGCAAACUGUUUGGAUCGAAUUUUACGCUGGGCAGACGAGACAACAAAGCGACGGAUUCGUCGGGCAUCACCAGCCUCUCCGAUUUGGAACAGCAAAUGGAGCUAGAUCGACGACGCACCAUGCCCAACACGGACGUCUUCAAUACGAUACAGUUCAGCAGUCCACUGCAUCGCAAUGCCGCCGGUGGCGGUCACACGGAUCUCAGCACGCACACCGAACUGGAGUACGAGGUGCCCAAGCCCAAAGUUCAGCACAAACCGAAGGUCAAGGCCAAGCCGCCCAGCUACGAUGAGGCAUUGCGUUCGCGUCCAGCGCCCCCCUUGCCGCUGGCCAAGAAUCUGGCUCAGGAGGCGGCUCAACUGGUGCAGCUGCGCAGUCAGCCACAGCACCCACAGCAACCACAGCAGCCACAGCAACAUCAGCCACAGCCACAGCAGCAGCGUCAGUCGAGCAGCGGUGAUUCGACGGGCGAGGAGCAACCCAUGCCCAGCUAUCCGCCGCCGCGUCUAUCACAGCAGCUGGAUGCUGCAGUGCAGCCGCCGGUGCGUCACAAGCGUCGCAAGAACUACGAGAACAUUGAGCUGCGUCGACCGCCUGUCGAUUCCGCGGAACUGCACGAACUCAAUCGGGUGGCAGCUGCCGCCGAGCGCGAGGAAUCGCUGCUCAUCUCGGCCAGCAUUGCCGUCGAGGAGGCGCGUGCACCCCAGCCCGAGCGUAGCGACUCUUGGCACUUCUAUGGCGAGGCAGCCGAAUCUGAAGCCGAGCCCGUUGCCGAUUCUGAAGCGGACGCUGACGCGGAAGCUGAAUGCGAGUCCAGUUCCUCGCCGGAGCCAGUCUAUGCCAAUCAUGAGGCCACCUAUGGCAAACUCUUCGAGAUGGCCACCAGCAGCACGAGUCGCGGCAAACUGUUGACGCCCCAACUGGAGCUGGCAUGCAUCAGUGAGGAUGGGGAGCUGGAUAGCAAUGAUGGCGCCGUUGGCGGCUGUUGGCCAGCAUCUGUUCACGCGCCGCCGCCGCCGGAGCUCAUUGAGGAGUUUGAUCCGCUGAUGGGUAAAUGCUCAACACUGUCGCGCUCCAACAAGAGCAACGAGCUGCUGCUGCUCGAGCAUCUGCUCGAGGAGGACACCUAUGGCACCAUCAAGCGCGAACAGGACGAUGUCAGCAUGUGCACCUCCGAGGAGGAUGGCCGAAAUGAUGCAUCAGCAUCAGCAGCUGCCACUUCCACUGCAGCUUCAACUGACACUGCCACUGCCACUGCCACUUCAUCUAGAAACCUGAAAAAAGAAGGAAAAGCAAACCAGCCGCAAAUUGUUCAUCAGAAUGCGCAGCUGUUGAGUGACAGCAUGGAGCAUAUGCUGGAUGGCAACGAUACGCUGGAUGCGUCUGAGUUGCGCGCCCGGCCCUAUCUCAGUCGGCUGGAGGAGAAGCCAGCGACGGCAAUUGUUGAUCUGGCGGCACCGUCACGCAAUCGCACCAAUUGGUUUGUCGGCGACAAGGCGCACAUCGAGGGCGACAGUCCGCCCACCUAUUUGGAGGCCAUUGGCGGCGACGGACAACCGAUGACAACGGCGCCGUCAGCUGCCUCAGCUGCGUCCGCUUCGUCAGCGACUCCCGGCAGCUCAGAGACGCGAAAUACGCUGGGUUCCCGCUUCCGGCAGACGAUGAACGCCUUCUCGAAUGUGAAGAUCCGCAUGGAUGCGAUGAAGCGCAGGGCAAGCUUCAAGGCCGGCGGCCAGCGACAGUCGGAUGUGAAGGUGGCGCUGCAGAUGGUGCCCAGGCCGAGUCUGUCGCCGCUGCUGGUGCGCUACGAGGGGCCGCUGGUGCGUUUUCCAUCUGGGGUCGUCGAGGAUAUACUGAAGGAGAUGCAGAACCGCAAGGCCGUGCUGCGGGACAGACAGUUUCAGACGUAUCUCGACCAGGAGAUGAAGACGCCCAAGGAGAUAAUACCGUUGGAUGCCAUCACGACGCUGCAGUGCGUCAGCAAUAGUCGCGUCACCGAUAGCGCCACACAUUUCUACUGUUUCGAGGUGACGACAUCACAGCCAAAGAAUGGCGGUGCCGGUGGCAGCGACACCAUGUCCUCCAAUCCCAAUCUCUUGAUGACCAGCAAUGCCAGCGGCAAUGUGAAGCAGCAGCGUGUCGCCCAUCUCUAUGGCGUUGGCAAAGAGUCCGAGCGCGGCGUCUGGAUGCAAAAGAUCCUCGAGAGCCUCACCAACAUUGUGCCCGUGAAGUACACUUGCCACUAUUAUCGAGCCGGCUGGUGCUAUCUAAAGAACUCGAUCACCUCAGAGUGGAGCGGCACUUGGCUGGUGCUGCGCAAGAGUCAGCGGCGCCUCAUCUUUGUCAGCGAGGCCAAUGGCAAUGUGGAGAAAAUGGAUUUGCGAAAGGCGCGUUGCAUUGUUCUCAAGGAGAGCGACGAGUCCAUUGACAAUCUGCACGUGGAGAGCGGCCCAAUGCUGAUGAUCGACUGUCCGCCGUAUGCGGUCUACAUGAUAAUGAGCUCGGCGCGCGAGACAAAAAUCUGGCGUCACAUUAUCAGGGAGGUGGCGCAUAACAACGGCUUCUCGCUGGGCGAUCAGCAAUUGACGCGCUACGAUGUGCCCGUCAUUGUGGAUAAGUGCAUUAACUUUGUGUACAUACACGGCUCCAUGUCGGAGGGUAUUUAUCGCAAGUCGGGAUCGGAGAACUCCAUGCACAAGCUGAUGAGCGCCUUUCGGGCCGACGCCUUCAACGUGGAGAUCACACGCAACGAGUACAAUGAACACGAUGUGGCCAAUGUGCUCAAGCGAUUCAUGCGCGAUCUGCCGGAAAGAUUGCUUGGCAAACUGACCGAUAGCUUUGUGUUUGUCACCGAACUGGCCGUGGCCACCGAGAAGAUACCCAUCUACCAGGAGCUGCUCGGUCGCCUCAGCACCAUUGAGCGCGAGACGCUGCGUCGCAUUGUCGGCCAUUUGGUGUUCAUCAGCUCACAGCAGGCCAAGAACAAAAUGAGCGUACAGAAUCUGACCAUUUUAUGGGGCCCAACGUUGCUAGCCAAAAAGUGCGACGAGCUCAUCUACUCUCAGAAGGAAGCCGAUGUGCUAACCGAUCUGAUAGUGCUCUAUAAGAAUCUAUUUCCCUGCUGCGCCGAUGAAAUGAAAAAGGAGCAAGCGAUGCUGAUGUGCCUGCAGAAAUAUUAUGCAGCCGCCGAAACAUUAAAGGAUGCCGUAAAGCAAUCGGGUGACAUUAAGAUCUGGAUCAGUCUAAAUCCCAAUCCCGACAAUACCACAGAGGAGAAAACGCAGGUGAAUGCCACAAUUUCGCCGACGAAGACCGCCUAUGAGCUGUGCCGCGAGUACUCAAAGAAGAUGCGGAGACCCACGCACGAGCUGACACUGUAUGAGGUCAUAUUGAACGACAGCUUGGAACGUCCCCUGCAUCACGAUGUUAAGGUGUUCGAUGUCAUAUUGAACUGGUCCUACUGGCCGGAGGAGGAUCGCAAGCACAACUACCUCAUGGUGCGACCCAUUGAGAUGCUGCGCGAAGUGCAGCGGGCUGUCAAGAAUCUGGCGACGGUGACGCCUGGCAAAGAGCUGCGCUUCGCCGACUAUCGCACCAAAUCCUUCAAAACACUGCAGUGUGAGCUGCGCGACGGCAAAAUCGUUGUCUCCAAGAAGGAUAAGAACGACAAAACGACCAUUGUUCGCGAAAUCUUUUUGCACAGCUCCACAGCGUAUUUGGGCUGUGAGCGCAAGCGGGACUUCCCCUGGAGCUGGGCGAUCACAUUCGUGGAGCGCACCCAGGCGCAAAUUAUGAGAUCACGAGAUGCCCCCUUCAUUGGGCACGUGUUAGCCGGCAGCGAGUGGGUCGAUCGCACCAUCUGGUACUCGAGCAUAUGGUAUUGUCUAUAUGGCGAUAACAUACUGCCGCCGGCGGAGAUUAUCCUGAAGUGAACAACGGAAUGGCGCAUCGGAGCAGCCAUUCGUUUGCCAAUCUAUUCUGCCUGCACUACACUAGCAUUUAAUAUAUAUAUAUAUUUAAUCAUGUUUUAAAUCUCACUUUGGGAUCCAAGCCACAAUACCGAGUAUAACAUACUUUUUCAAUCGCAAUAUAAUUCAGAUCACUUUAAUUUAAUUAUCAUACAAUCCAAAAAGUAUGCUAUAUGUUUGUGGA